AUGGAUACCAUCACACCACAGACUGCGUCCAAGAACGCGACCAACAAAGACUCUACCCUUGAUCCUGAUCAAAUCGCUCGCAUCGACCAUUCUUACGACCAAGCCAUCGGCACAGUAACCGACUUCGAGAAACAGAAAACCGCUGAAGGCGAAGCUCACUUCCGUCGUCUAGGAUGGAAGCGACUCGCUGUUAUCCUCAUCGUUGAGGCCAUUGGUCUUGGAACAUUCAGUCUUCCAGGCGCCUUUGCGACACUCGGCAUCGUCGCGGGUGUGUUUUGCUGUAUUGCCUUGGGCUUUAUGGCUAUCUACACAGCGUGGAUCAUUGGAAAGAUUAAGGUCUUGUAUCCUUCGAUUAAACAUUAUGGAGAUAUUGGUGGCUUGCUCAUGGGCAGGUUUGGUGAAGAGUUGUUCGGCGCUAUGUAUGUGCUGCAACUCAUCCUCAUCACGGCCUCUUUCGUCCUCACGGGCAGCAUUGCUCUGAACAUCCUGGCCGAUGAUAAGGUUUGCGGUCUUAUCUUCAGCGCUGUGUCGGGCUUUAUGCUCUUCAUCCUAGCCAUCAUGCCUUCGUUCGCCGAGGCCGCCAUCUUGGGUUACAUCGACCUGGUCUGCAUCAUGACAGCCAUUGGUAUCGCAGUCAUCGCAUCCGGCGUGAAUGCUUCCAACCAGCCCGGUGGUAUUGGUGCUUCAGACUGGUCUGCUUGGCCUGACCCUGAUGCUACUUUCAAGGAUGGCAUGGUGGCUAUCUGCAAUAUCAUCUUUGCUUAUUGCUUUGCCAUGUACAUGACCCCUUUCAUGGAUGAGAUGCAUACACCUGAAGACUUUAUGAAGUCGGUCUGGACUCUUGGAGGUGUCGAGAUCUUUAUCUACACCCUCAGCGGUUCGCUUAUCUAUGUCUUCGUUGGCAAGGACGUGGCCAGUCCUGCUCUUCAGUCUUUACCUGGCAUUCUACCCAAGGUGGCCUUUGGUGUGGCUCUCCCCAUGAUCUUCAUCUCGGGCGCCAUUGGCAAUACCGUUACAGCCAAAUAUGUUCAUCUGAGAUUCUACAAAAACUCAAUCGUUCGCUUUGUCAAUACACCCAAGGGUUGGGUUACUUGGCUCCUUACUCUUGCUGGCAUCACGAUCAUCUCUUGGGUUCUCGGCGAAGCAAUUCCCUUCUUCAACGACCUUCUCUCACUCAGCUCGGCCCUUUUCGUAUCUGGUUUCAUUCUGUACUUCCCAGCAGUGAUGUGGUACAAGCUUAUAUGCAGAGGCAAGUGGUAUGCUAGAGAAAAUAUCCUCCAUGCCGUUGCUUGCAUCUUUACCUUUUUCUUUGGCCUUUUGGUUCUCGUUGGCGGAACAUAUGCCACAGCUUUGGAUAUCCAACAUCAUUAUGAGAUCGGAGCUUUCCGUACACCAUUUUCAUGCGAGGCGUAA
This is a messenger RNA of Fusarium proliferatum ET1, 1413 nucleotides long. Its product is annotated as putative neutral amino acid permease. NCBI's taxonomy places the organism in Eukaryota, Fungi, Ascomycota, Sordariomycetes, Hypocreales, Nectriaceae. The record is from RefSeq and is a predicted model, not a curated record. Gene Ontology annotation, molecular function: amino acid transmembrane transporter activity. Gene Ontology annotation, cellular component: vacuolar membrane. The transcript has 2 exons. The coding region runs from base 1 to 1413 and encodes 470 amino acids. Gene Ontology annotation, biological process: amino acid transmembrane transport.